GAUGAUGGAAUUGUAAUGUUUGCGCAGACAACUUCGAGGCGUCUUGCGGAUAGGAAGGUGGAGAGGUUCGAUAAGAACAUUAUGAAGAGAGGAGCUGUGCCUGAAACAACCGCGAAGAAGGGAAAGGACUACCCUGUUGGUCCUGUUCUUCUCGGGUUCUUCAUUUUUGUUGUCAUUGGCUCAUCUCUCUUUCAGAUAAUCAGAACAGCAACAAGUGGAGGCAUGGCAUAAACAUACCCUGAUCUGAAAUAUGGCAGCAGAUGAAUUCCUUUUAUGUCUUUUGACCCUUUUUUUUUUUGUUAGCUGUCUAGGAAAAUGAUGAUACAUUUAGACUUGUGGUUUCGCAUGUUGUGAAGUACUCAAGAAGUUUAAAUAAAAGAAACCCAUUAUCAGGGUUGUAUUGACUAUAAAUUAUCUCAUAUUGUUUCUUAUAUGAAUGGGAAGACCUUGCACAGGGGUUAUUCCGUAUAUUCCUCA
Molecule: messenger RNA, 477 nt
Organism: Quercus robur (English oak)
Lineage: Eukaryota; Viridiplantae; Streptophyta; Magnoliopsida; Fagales; Fagaceae
Exons: 2
Coding region: 16-231 (71 amino acids)
Biological process (GO): endoplasmic reticulum unfolded protein response
Cellular component (GO): endoplasmic reticulum
Source: RefSeq, a predicted model, not a curated record